Messenger RNA from Passer domesticus (house sparrow), 2509 nucleotides. Its product is annotated as argininosuccinate lyase. The transcript has 16 exons. Gene Ontology annotation, molecular function: argininosuccinate lyase activity. The record is from RefSeq and is a predicted model, not a curated record. Bases 621 to 2024 code for a protein of 467 amino acids. NCBI's taxonomy places the organism in Eukaryota, Metazoa, Chordata, Aves, Passeriformes, Passeridae. Gene Ontology annotation, cellular component: cytosol.
UCGGGACCGGGACCCGGAUCGGGACCGGGAUUGGAGCUGGGAUCGGGACCGGGAUAGGGAUCAGGACCAGGAUUUGAGCUGGGAUCGGUACCGGGGCUGGGAUCGGGAUUGGAGCUGGGAUCGGUACCGGGACCCGGAUCGGUACCGGGGCUCGGAUCUAGACCAAGAAUCCAGUUGGGAUCGGGACCAGGGCUGGGAUCUGGACCAGGAUUGAAGCUGGGAUCGGCACCGAGAUUGGAGCUGGGACCGGGAGUGGAGUUGGAACAGGGAUUGGAGCUGGGAUCAGGAUCGGGACAGAGCUGAGAUCGGAACUGGAGCUGGGGUUGGGAUCGGCACCGGGACUGGGACCGGAGCUGGGAUCGUGACUGUGAGCAGGAUCGGGACUGGGACCGGAGCUGGGAUCGUGACUGUGAGCAGGAUCGGGAUCAGGACCGGAGCUGGGAUCGGGACUGUGAGCAGGAUCGGGAUCGGGAUCGGAGCUGGGACGAGGACCGGGAUUGGAGCUGGGAUCGGAACCGGGAGCGGAUCUGGGAUCGGGGCCGUGACUGAGCAGGACCAGGACCGGGUCCGGGGCCGUGCCGGAGCCGCCCCGCAGCGGCCCCGGAGCCAGCACGGCCGCGAUGGCAGCAGCCGAGGGGAAUAAACUCUGGGGUGGAAGAUUCAGUGGAAGCACAGAUCCCAUCAUGGAGAUGCUCAAUGCUUCCAUCAGCUAUGACCAGAGGCUGUCUGAGGUGGACAUCCAGGGGAGCAUGGCUUAUGCCAAAGCCUUGGAAAAGUCUGGGAUCCUGUCUAAGACUGAGCUGGAGAAGAUCCUGGGUGGCCUGGAAAAGAUCUCUGAGGAAUGGUCCAAGGGAGUCUUUGUGCUGAAACCAACUGAUGAGGAUAUCCACACUGCCAACGAGCGCAGGCUGAAGGAGCUGAUUGGAGACGUAGCUGGGAAGUUGCACACUGGCAGAAGCAGGAAUGAUCAGGUUGUGACUGACCUGAAGCUGUUCAUGAAGAAUUCCCUCUCCAUCAUCUCCACACACCUCCUGCAGCUCAUUGAGACCCUGGUGGAACGUGCUGCCACAGAAAUCGAUGUGAUCCUGCCUGGCUACACCCACCUGCAGAAAGCCCAGCCCAUCCGAUGGAGCCAGUUCUUGCUCAGCCAUGCUGUUGCUCUGACCCGCGAUUCUGAGCGCCUGGGAGAGGUGAAGAGGAGGAUCAAUGUCUUGCCUUUGGGAAGUGGAGCUCUGGCUGGAAAUCCCCUGGGAAUUGACAGAGAGCUGCUGUGCAGUGAGCUGGACUUUGCUUCCAUCAGCCUGAACAGCAUGGAUGCUGUCAGCGAGAGGGACUUUGUGGUGGAAUUCCUCUCUGCUGCCACCCUGCUGAUGAUCCACCUCAGCAAGAUGGCUGAGGAUCUCAUCAUCUACAGCACCAGCGAGUUUGGCUUCCUGACCUUCUCUGAUGCCUACAGCACUGGCAGCAGCCUGAUGCCUCAGAAGAAGAACCCCGACAGUCUGGAGCUGAUCCGCAGCAAAGCCGGGCGAGUGUUCGGACGGCUGGCUGCAAUUCUGAUGGUCCUCAAAGGACUCCCGAGCACCUACAACAAGGACCUGCAGGAGGACAAGGAGGCUGUCUUUGAUGUCGUGGACACCCUGAAUGCUGUGCUCCAGGUUGCCACUGGAGUGAUUUCCACCCUCCGGAUCAACAAGGAGAGCAUGGAGAGGGCGCUGAGCCCCGAGAUGUUGGCUACAGACCUGGCUCUCUACCUGGUCCGGAAGGGAAUGCCCUUCAGACAAGCCCACGUGGCCUCUGGCAAGGCCGUGCAGCUGGCUGAGACCAAAGGCAUCACCAUCAACCACCUCAGCCUGGAGGACCUGAAGAGCAUCAGCCCCCUGUUUGGCAGCGACGUGGCGCAGGUGUUCAGCGUGCUGAGCAGCGUGGAGCAGUACACGGCCGCGGGCGGCACCGCCAAGAGCAGCGUGUCCGCCCAGAUCGAGCAGCUGCGGGAGCUGCUCAAGAGGCUCAAGGAGCAGGCUUAGAGUGUGGGGAGAGAUCCCGUGCCACUGAUCUGGAGUUGACAAACACUGAAGUGUCCAGUUCACUGAAAUCCUGCUCCUGUCUCUUUGCUCUUCAAAAGCUCACCCUCCCUCUUCUCCUCAAGAAGCCAUCAGCGCCCCUUUUGCCAUUUCCAAUAACUUUUAACCUUCACACUUCAACAAGAUACUCUGAAAAUAUAUAGAAGUAAGCAAGCAGGCAAUAAAGAAAUAACCAAAAGUAAGCAAGCAACAAUAAUAAACCUAAGCUGCGCUUAAGGGGAGGUUUAGGUUGGACAUCAGGAGGAAUUCUUCCCAGAAAGGGAAGACCAAACAUCAGAAGGGGUUGUGGAGGGAGCUGGAAUCUCCGUCCCUGGAGGGGUUUAAGGGAAGAGCGGAUGUGGCACUCAGUGCCCUGCUCUGGGUGGCACGGGGGGUGUUGGGUCACAGGUUGGACUUGGUGUCCUCAGAGGGCUUUUCCAACAUAAAUG